AUAAAAAUACAGUGAGCAAAGAGAAAAUUCCGACAGAAUAUUCAAAAAAUAGUAAAAAAGUGAAUGAAAAUGUCUGAUGAAGUCAUAGCAAAACACAGACUCCACAGUGGGAUAUUCCAUCCCCUCUUGCGUCAGUGGCAGACGAGAAAUGUCGAGAUCACUCCGGAUAACAUCAUGUACCCGAUAUUUAUUUUGGAUGAACCCGAUGCUAGAGACGAGAUAUCCAGUAUGCCAGGAAUAUUUAGAUACGGGAUAAAUCAAUUGAAAUUGACGCUGGAGCCGUUGGUAGCUAAAGGGCUGAAGUCUGUAUUACUGUUCGGAGUUAUUAACAAUGAAUUUAAGGAUCCUCUGGGAACUAACGCUGACAGCCCGAGUAAUCCAAUAGUCCAGGCAUUGCCCCAGUUGCGAAAGUGGUUUCCGCACUUAGUAAUUGCUUGCGAUGUAUGCCUGUGUCCUUAUACAAGCCACGGACAUUGUGGGAUCCUCACUGAUGAUGGCUUAAUAGAUAAUAAAUCGAGUAUCCAGAGAAUUGCUGAGAUUUCCGUGGCAUACAGUCGAGCUGGUGCACAUAUUAUUGCUCCAUCAGAUAUGAUGGACGGACGAAUCGGUGCGAUAAAAAAGGCUCUGUCGAAAGAGGGAUUUGAUAACAGAGUGGCAGUGUUAUCUUACUCCGUAAAAUUCGCAUCUGGGUUUUAUGGGCCUUUUCGCGAUGCCUCCAAGUCAGCGCCGAAAUUCGGUGAUAGGCAGAGCUAUCAGUUACCCCCUGGCAGUGUGGGAUUAGCUGCCAGAGCUGCUGAGAGGGACGUGGCUGAGGGUGCCGACAUGAUAAUGGUAAAACCAGGCUUGGCAUAUCUAGACGUCGUCAGGGUCACCAAAGAAGCCCAUCCCCAUCACCCGAUGUUCAUUUACCAAGUAUCCGGGGAAUACGCAAUGCUGUACCACGCAGCCAAGAACGGCGCUAUCAAUCUUAAAAGUGUCUUACACGAGGUUCUCCUAUCCAUGAGGAGAGCCGGGGCUGACUGCAUCAUCACGUACUUCACUCCACUAAUCUUGGAGAUGAUUCACACUCGGAGUAGACUAUGAAGUACCCAAAUUUUUAAAAACAAUAUUAUCGGAAAGGUGGUGUUAGCGGGACAACUGAGAAACUUUGUAAAUAGUACUUAAAUAGAAAUAUAUGAAAUUUUAAAAAAUGUCUUCUGCACAAAUCGAGCUGAGACAUGGCUAGAACAAAUUGCAUUCAAUCCGAUAUUAUUAGAUUUAAAAAACGAGAUCAUCACAUGUCACAAUGUCUGCCUGGGAGUGCUAAUAAAUUUGAAUUACAUCAAACUUCA
This is a messenger RNA of Diachasma alloeum, 1331 nucleotides long. RefSeq names its product delta-aminolevulinic acid dehydratase (gene Pbgs). The transcript has 6 exons. Gene Ontology annotation, cellular component: cytosol. The record is from RefSeq and is a predicted model, not a curated record. Gene Ontology annotation, molecular function: porphobilinogen synthase activity; zinc ion binding. Gene Ontology annotation, biological process: heme biosynthetic process. NCBI's taxonomy places the organism in Eukaryota, Metazoa, Arthropoda, Insecta, Hymenoptera, Braconidae. The coding region runs from base 64 to 1083 and encodes 339 amino acids.